GAGGCGGGCUCGGGCGGGGCGCGCAGUCCGCGGACGCGGGAUGCUGGGCGCGCAGCCUCGCCGGUCCUGAGGCCUCUGCUGCGCCUGGCACUGGGCGUUGGGUCCCGUCACCCGGCCCGUUCUACUUUCAGGUGUUUUGGAGAUCAAAAAGAAAAUCACAAUUUGGAUGUGAGAAAAAGGACAUGAGGAGACUAAAGACUUGGGAUUUUGCUGAUCAGAAUGAAACCAAUGUUGCAAGAUUUUUCCAAUCUGCUGUUGGUGGUGCUCUGUGACUAUGUUCUUGGUGAAGCUGAAUAUCUCUUCUUGAGAGAACCAGGCCAUGUAGCCCUGAGCAACAGCACGGUGUCUGUGGAUUUCCAGUACUUUGAUGAGGGUAAUGGGACGCUAAGGAAUGUGUCUGUCCUGCUUUGGGAAGCCAGCACCAAUCAGACUGUUACUACCAAGUCCCUCCUGACCAACCAGUCCCAGGGGACGCUGGAGUUUGAAUGCUUCUGCUUCAAGGAAGCUGGUGACUACUGGUUCCUGACAAUGGCUCCAGAAGUGACAGACAACAGCACUCCCUUCCUGUGGUGGGAGAGAGGUGCCUUGCUGAAGGUGGAGUGGCCCGUCUUUCACAUUGACUUAAACAGGACAUCCUGGGCAGCAGAAGGUACCUUCCAGGUGGGCUUCUCCACCAGUCAGCCCCUGUGCCCCUUUCCUGUGGACCAGCCCAGUGUCUUGGUGGACGUAACUUUCGCCAAUAGCCUUCCUGAGACAAGAACGGGUCCCGGACAGCCACUGGAGAUAAGAACCAGCAAAAGGACGGGGCUCGCACAGGGCCAGUGGGUUGAGUUUGGCUGUGCACCAGUGGGGCCAGAAGCAUAUGUCACUGUGGUGCUCAAACUGCUUGGCAGGGACUCGGUCAUGGCCACCACAGGGCCCAUUGACCUGGCCCGGAAGUUUGGAUACAACCUAGUCAUGGCGCCAGAACUCACGUGUGAGUCUGCGGUGGAGGUCAUGGUGCUGCCGCCGCCAUGCAUCUUUGUCCAAGGAGUGAUGGCUGUGUUCAAGGAGGCCCCCAGGCGCCCAGGGGAGGGGACUGUCCAGCUGGCCCAGAACAGCCUGCCACUGGGAGAGAGGAGAACCGCAUUCAACUGCACGUUGUUUGAUGUGGGGAAAAACAAAUACUGCUUUGAGUUUGGUGCAUCAAGAAAAAGCCAGCUUUCUACAAAGGAAAAGGAGUGCAUGCUCAUUCAGAGAAAUAUAGAGACUUGGGGACUGUGGCAGCCAUGGAGCCAGUGUAGCACCACAUGUGGGGAUGGUGUCAGAGAGCGUCGCCGGGUGUGUCUCACCUCCUUCCCCUCCAGACCCGGCUGUCCUGGACCGUCCUUGGAGACCUCUCUGUGCUCCCUGGAGGAGUGUGCUGCGCUCCGGCCUUCUAGCUCAUCUCCUCUUCAGCCCCAGGGUCCAGUGAAGUCUAACAACGUGGUGACCGUCACGGGCAUCUCCCUAUGCAUGUUCAUCAUUGUGGCCACCGUACUCAUCACGCUGUGGAGGAGAUUUGGCCGCCCGCCCAAGUGCAGCACCCCUGCCCGACACAACUCCCUCCACUCUGCUGGCUUCCGGAAGAAUUCGGACGAGGAGAACAUCUGCGAGUUAAGCGAGCCACGGGGCAGCUUCUCGGAUGGGGGUGAUGGGCCCGCGGGGAGCCCUGGUGACAUGGGUAUCCCCCUGACCUAUCGGCGCAGCGUGCCCGCGGCUCCCGAGGAUGACGCCUCUGGCAGCGAGAGCUUCCAGUCCAACGCCCAGAAGAUCAUCCCGCCUCUGUUUAGUUACCGUCUGGCCCAGCAGCAGUUGAAGGAGAUGAAGAAGAAAGGGCUGACGGAGACCACCAAAGUGUACCACGUAUCUCAGAGUCCCUUGACGGACACAGCUGUUGAGGCUGCUGCUGGCGCCCCCUUAGACUUGGAAAGCCCGGAAGAAGCAGCUGCCAACAAGUUCCGCAUCAAAUCCCCCUUCGCUGAGCAACCUGCAGUCAGUGCUGGGGACAGACCUCCCUCCAGGCUGGAUCGAGGCACGUCCCAGACCGCUUGUGCCAUAAGCCCCAGCCAGACCCUGAUCCGCAAGUCCCAGAUCAGGCAUGUGGGUGUCAGAGGGCUACCCGCAGACAGGAGCCAUCCCAGGAAUUCCCACUUCCGGAGGACAGCUAGUUUUCACGAAGCCAAGCAGGCCCGGCCGUUCAGGGAGAGGAGCAUGUCCACGCUCACCCCACGUCAGGUCCCCAGUGCCUACGGUUCUAGGAUGCGGCCCUGGGACCAGGCAGAGGACAAAUCCCGGCCUCAGAGUCGAGGGCCCCACCCACUUCCUGAGAAACAGGAGCCUGUGCAAGGCAGCAGCGGCCCCUUAAGUCCACUCCCUAAAUGCUAUGCCUUGGGGCAGCCUUCAAGGAAACCGGAGCUGGGUGACCACCGCCACACAGGGGUUGAGAGAACAGAGCCACAUAGGGCCCGGAGGGGACCAUCCCCCAGUCACAGGAGUCUCUCAAGGAAGCAGUCCUCCCCCACCCGCCCCAGAGACGGCUACCAGAGGGUCAGCCCACUGAGCCCUUCACAGUGCAGGAAGGACAAGUGUCAGAGCUUCCCAACCCAGCCCGAGUUCGCCUUCUACGACAACACAUCCUUCGGCCUCACCGAGGCUGAGCAGAGGAUGCUGGACCUCCCAGGUUACUUUGGAUCCAACGAAGAGGAUGAAACCACCAGCACGCUGAGUGUGGAGAAGCUGGUGAUCUAAAGUAAGAAAAAACCCAGGACCCUGCAUAGCUGCAGGCCCACGGCUCAGUGUUCACCACAAACACACACUGUCCUGCGGACAGCUUUGUGUGCCUGUUGGGACAAUCAGACAGAAGUUGGGGAGGAAGUAGCCUACAUGCAGUAGGGUGUGUGUGUGUGUGUGUGUGUGUGUGUGUGUGUACAUGCCCAUGUGUUUUAAUUUGUGAGGAAGUGGUUAUUUAUCCUGAACUUUUCGCUUUGUUAUCCUGUUUCUAUUGGCUUACUACUAAUAACAAUGAUAAUAAAAGUUAAACAAAACAAAUGGAGGGUGUGGUAUGCAAGGUGGUUAUGAGAGAUGACCAAGAUAGGACCUGGUGAGUGGGAUAUGCUUUGAGGAUUGCAUGAGGUUUCCAAUUUGAAGCAGAAAUCUGGGAGCAUCAGCUAGUGUUAACUUGGUGUCACAAUUAUGAAUUAUAAUUUAUCAAGUUAUACAUAUUUAGGAUCUGACACUUGUGGUUGCAGUA
Ochotona princeps (American pika) is the source of this 3271-nucleotide messenger RNA. It is a transcript of the gene THSD1, whose product is annotated as thrombospondin type 1 domain containing 1. Bases 220 to 2769 code for a protein of 849 amino acids. Gene Ontology annotation, cellular component: cell periphery. The record is from RefSeq and is a predicted model, not a curated record. Lineage: Eukaryota; Metazoa; Chordata; Mammalia; Lagomorpha; Ochotonidae. The transcript has 5 exons.